AAACACAGGAAUCAUACACACACACAGACAUGAGAAAUAUGUACACAUGCACAGAGAAACAUGUACACACACAAAUUCAGGUAUACAUGGCACAGGCAUUACAGACACGCAUACACACAUGUACAUACAGAAAUACACAUGCACAGACACAUGUUACCACACACAAAAUCAGCAGACACAUGACGUACAUACACAGUACAUGGGUGCACACACACUCUUCAUGCACACACACACAUGUACACACACACACACACCGUCUAAAAAGCUGCAGUACUUCGUUGUUCACUCACAGAGGUGGGUGCUGCACUCUAGGGGGAGGCAGAGAGCACAGCACACACUCCUUCCUUUGCUUUCACUGCACUCAUGUGUUGAGCAGUCUGACGGCUCCCAGUGCCACUGACAGAUCUGGCCUGAGCUCCGAGCCUGCUCAGCAAGACGGCCCUGGGGGACACACUCGCCCCCACCAUAAUUUCUACUUGCCAUUGGCGAGCAGGUGAGUGGAAAUUUCAAGGCCCGGUGUAGU
Messenger RNA from Staurois parvus, 523 nucleotides. The record is from the annotation of a GenBank genome assembly. Lineage: Eukaryota; Metazoa; Chordata; Amphibia; Anura; Ranidae.